Molecule: messenger RNA, 498 nt
Organism: Racocetra persica
Lineage: Eukaryota; Fungi; Glomeromycota; Glomeromycetes; Diversisporales; Gigasporaceae
Source: the annotation of a GenBank genome assembly
AUGAAAGAUGAGGAAAUAUCAAACGAUUUCGAACUAGUAUCACUACAGAAAGACAACUCAUUUUUUGAUUUUGAAGAAGCUGAAAACCAUGUGCGUAAAUUUGCUGAAUAUAAAGAUUUUGAAGAUGAGGAGAUAUCAAAUGAUUUCGAACCAGUAUUACUACAGAAAGGCAACUCAUUUUCUGAUUUUAAAGAAGCUGAAAACUAUGUGUGUAAAUUUGCUAAAUAUAAAGGUUUUGGUAUAUGUUUGGGACAUGUAAUAGCUAUUAAUAAUGCAGAAGGUGAAAGGAUUAUUUGCAAAUAUACAAUUAACUAUAAGCAUUCAGGCGUAUAUAAGCCAAAAAAUCUUGAAAAACUGGGCACCUCUAUUCAACAAAUAUGCGAAUGGUAUAUGAAUCUCUCUUGCCCCAAAAAUAGUUCCCGCAUUAUUGUAACAACUUUAAAAAAUGAACAUAAUCAUGAUAUAUCUCCUGAGGCUAUGCAAUUUAAAAAAAAGUAG